Harpegnathos saltator (Jerdon's jumping ant) is the source of this 1767-nucleotide messenger RNA. Its product is annotated as homeodomain-only protein. Gene Ontology annotation, molecular function: DNA binding. Lineage: Eukaryota; Metazoa; Arthropoda; Insecta; Hymenoptera; Formicidae. Gene Ontology annotation, biological process: cell differentiation; regulation of transcription by RNA polymerase II. The transcript is spliced from 3 exons. The record is from RefSeq and is a predicted model, not a curated record. Gene Ontology annotation, cellular component: nucleus. The coding region runs from base 194 to 616 and encodes 140 amino acids.
CGCGCAAACAUUUCUGAAUUAAGAUCAAAGCCGCGCGAUCAGGAGUCGUCCUCGAUAAACGAGUCCGCGUCUCUACUUACUUGGUAUGCGAUUCGAUCUGUAGGUCAAGUUUAACAUUCCGGCCGUUCCAACAACGGCCUCGGGGCGUUCGUAACGCCGCGUCGCCUACGCCUCAUCUUGCAACAGCCACGGGAUGUUUACCAGGGAAACCGUCACUUGCGAAAAAACUGUUCGUUCUCGCCCGGCAAUUCAACCGGUAGUGUUCCGAUCGAUUCAUCGUGUUUGCACCAUCGAGCCAGUUUCAACGCCGCGGACAACGCCUGCGCAAUCGAUAAAAUGGAAAAAAGUUGUACUUCCAAGAAACAUGCUGAAGUCUUACCCAACGCGAUAUCCUACACGAGAAGCCGGCACUCGAGUGAUUCGUCUGACAGUGGAUCAGGAAGCUGUUCUUCAAGAGCAGUUUAACAGAUGGCCAAGAGCGCCUCAUACCGCGGACGUUGUACUGCUCGCAGCUGAAACGGGUCUUUCCGAGGCUGACGUCGAGGGAUGGUACGCCAUCAGAUUGGCCCAAUGGCGGAAAGAGCAAGGCCUUGGCGGAAAUCUGGGAUUGCAUUAACCGUUGCCGCUGAGAGACACUUGAUGCGGUCUCGUUUCUGUACCUGAAACUCCAAUUUCCAAUUUAUACAAGCACGAACAGCAAUUGGUCGACGCAGCGAAUUAGCAACCCAAUCGCUUUUAGUUUCUCACGAAAUUGAUUACUUAGAGAAAGAGUUCGCACUUUGAUUGAGCCGUGUAGUCGAAAGCUUAAAUUUUAUUACAAGUUUUGUAAUGAACAUAAUAGAAAGUUCUUUUAUUCGAAACACAAGAUAACUAAGCAACUAGACAAACGUAAAGAUAUGUAAGUUAUUGUUUUAAAAUACACUCAACUGUUUAUGACUAUUUCUACUUAGGAAGAUUUCAAAUUCGCCACUAUUCUGAAAAUUAACCGAGUUCCAGAGGACAAUGCGAGGAGUGUGGAAGGUUUCAUGUAAUUUUGUGGGGAAAAUAUUUCGCACUGUUUGUAUCAGGGAGAAUCCAAGGUUCACCAUACCAAUGGCCAGUCUAUGUACAGAAAUGUUUUAUUCUUAAAUUAUGCACAAAUUGCAAUCAAUACAAAUGUAUCUGAAACAAGCAAGGUGGGGGAUAUCUCAGUUUUUUUGGCUGCCAUAAGAAUAUUCAGAUAAAAUGGCAGCUGUUUUGGUAGGUGUCAAUAUAUUGCAUCAACCGCCGUGUGUUUUUGCAAAAUUCAUGAGACAUGUCCGAUUAGUUGUUGUCAUAUCCGGAAGAAGAGACAACUGUUUUAAAUUGAUAACUAAUUUUUAAUAGCAUUGAUAAUCAAUUUAAAACAAUUGAUCAUAUCUAUUUUAUAGCUUAGUAUAGUAAAGCUAGUUUAUUUGUUCAGACAUCCACAUUUCGACUAAGUAGUAUUAUAGUAAUAAAGGUAUGCGCUAAGUCUGCACUUUAGCUAGAUAUCAUAAAACAUGUAUCAUUCCUUCUCUGGCACAUCAUACAUUGGUAUUACUAAGUAUACGUUUACUUUCUUUUUAAAUCAUGCGAAACAAUGCAGAAACGAACUUUAUAUCAAAUCCUAAAGUUUGAUAUAGUAUGCUUAGACUGUAGUAAAAUAAAAAAAAAAGGAGAAGAAAAGAGAGGAAAAAAGAAAAAAAAAGAGGAAAGACUAAAUUACGUGAGAAGUGUAUUCGGAAAUAAAAACCGACUCCUUGUGCA